CUCUCAGUAGUUUUCAAAUGUAUGCAGUUCUGUCAACAUGAAAUUUCGUAAUUACCUUCCUCACGACAAAGAACUUCAGGAGGGUAAACUUGCUCCACCGUCGCUACCCAAAUUUGAAGACCCUGUUGUCGAAUUGCCUGUAGUUGUGGAGAAGAAGGAGGAUCCUUUUGUGAAUAUUGCUCCAAAAAAACCAAACUGGGACCUUCGAAGAGAUGCACAGAAAAAGAUUGAUAAGAUUGAAAAACGAACGCAAAAAGCUAUACUCCAACUUAUAGUACAACAAGAGAAGGAGAAGCUACUGGCUAUAGAAGAUGGGGAAAAUGAUAAUUAGGUAUUUCUAGUUUCAUGGAAAAAAAAACUGCAGGAAUCGCCGAAAAUGUGCGUUAGAAUUGGUGUGUUUUGUUUUUGCGAAAUCUGUGAGGCAAAAUGUAGUUGUGUUGAAUGUUUUAUUUUUGCAAU
This is a messenger RNA of Impatiens glandulifera, 459 nucleotides long. RefSeq names its product coiled-coil domain-containing protein 12-like. The transcript has 4 exons. The coding region runs from base 38 to 331 and encodes 97 amino acids. The record is from RefSeq and is a predicted model, not a curated record. Gene Ontology annotation, cellular component: U2-type spliceosomal complex; post-mRNA release spliceosomal complex. NCBI's taxonomy places the organism in Eukaryota, Viridiplantae, Streptophyta, Magnoliopsida, Ericales, Balsaminaceae.